Molecule: messenger RNA, 1429 nt
Organism: Tigriopus californicus
Lineage: Eukaryota; Metazoa; Arthropoda; Copepoda; Harpacticoida; Harpacticidae
Product: activator of basal transcription 1-like
Exons: 3
Coding region: 357-992 (211 amino acids)
Biological process (GO): endonucleolytic cleavage in 5'-ETS of tricistronic rRNA transcript (SSU-rRNA, 5.8S rRNA, LSU-rRNA); endonucleolytic cleavage to generate mature 5'-end of SSU-rRNA from (SSU-rRNA, 5.8S rRNA, LSU-rRNA); endonucleolytic cleavage in ITS1 to separate SSU-rRNA from 5.8S rRNA and LSU-rRNA from tricistronic rRNA transcript (SSU-rRNA, 5.8S rRNA, LSU-rRNA)
Cellular component (GO): nucleolus
Molecular function (GO): RNA binding
Source: RefSeq, a predicted model, not a curated record
GUAGAGAAGCAGAGAAGCAGAGAAGCAGAAAGCAGGAAAUCUGCGUGUGGAAUCACGUUGACCCAGCCCAAAUUUGGAGUACCUCGCGUUCCACCCUGCCACUCCUCUGACCGUCGUUGGACUCCCCCGCCUCUUCAUCUGCGGGGCUGGGACACGCCAAAAUGGUUCGCUCACGUAGCACCCCCCCCGCCGAGCUGGAGCCGAGUCGCGCUCGUUAGCCGCCAGCACCACGCCACGCCGAGCGCCACCAAGAAAUCCAAGACGCCACGGCUAAAGCCAAGGGACGCGGCAAGGGUGCCAGCGCGCCGGUCGCGCCGCGGCCCAGUUCACCCACGCGCGUGCUCAGUCCUUUUUGUAUGGAAGACUCCAGUCAGGAGGAUGAUGAUAUUGAGGACGAAGAUGCCCCAUCCAUGGAGGAGAGCGUGCCGGUGAGCGCGCACACGUCGCCACCACUGCGCGUUAGUGGGCGCACGAGUGAGCAGCGACCCGUGAGAAAGAAGAAGCCCGGCAUCAUUUACCUGUCAUCCAUUCCUCCGGGGUUUAAUGUGACCCGGACCACGGAGUUCUUCAGCGCCAUGGGCAAGAUCGGGCGGGUGUUUCUACAACCGGACAAGAACGAGCGGCAUCACGCCAAGGAUCACGUGGCCUUGCGGUUUACUGAAGGUUGGAUCGAGUUCAUGUCGAAGCGUGUGGCCAAGGAUGUGGCGGAAAAUGUCAAUUGCACCCCAGUAGGGGGGAAAAAGCGAUCCCAAAGUCACGAAGUCUUGUGGAACAUCAAGUAUUUACCCCGGUUCAAAUGGUCUCAUUUAACCGAGCGACUCAAUUACGAAAAGGCUACCCACCACCAAAAGAUGAGAACCGAGAUUGCCCGGGCCAAGAAAGAAUCCGACUUCUUCAAGCGAAAAGUGGAAAUGUCCACCAAACGAAAGUAUAGUAAACGACCCAAAUUGGCCGCAAGCAAUGACGAUAAUUUUCUACCCUAUGAAACCUAAGCCCAGGAACCUUGAUGCACCCGUUAUCCUGCAUUCAGAAUUGUAUGGAACUUUGUGAUCUUAAUUAUUAUGCCUCCAACUCCUUCCCCUGAGGGGCGGGCCAUUGUUUGCUGAAAGAAGCUCUUAUUAAAGGAAAGACAUCCCUAAUUCGAUCAUCGGCAGCGCGGUGAGCCAAAUUGAUGGGCAUAACAGUCAGAAGAAGAUGAAGACACACACAAAACGCAAAAAGAUAUUUUUCCUCCGUGCAAGAAUUGGAUUGGAUGCUCAAAAAUACUAAGUUUCAUUUGGUAAAGGAGGUAAGGAUGAAAUGUCCCCUCUCUUCAUUCAGCGAAAGCACGUGGUGUUUAUUCAGGUAUCAUGCUUUUCAUCCCGUUGUCAUGUAUGUGACCAUCCGGAUAGCACUACGAAUGAAAAUAAAGCUUGAACGUUCUCCUUCA